AUGUUGGCUGCCGCGGUGCCUAAUUGGCGGCACGGCGACCUGGAGCGACUCAAUGAGGUGCUUCGGGCCCUCGGGCCCCAGGACAUUUACGUCCCGGCCCCGGAGGGCGAUGUACGUAUGAUCCCUUCAGGAAUCAUUCAGAUUGCCAAAGAGAAUUCGAUGUUGAGCUUUGGCCCCCCGAAUGCUAAGAGAACCGUCGCCACACAUUUUUGGAAACGGUAUGGACUCAUAACCCAUAAUGCGGAAGAUGUCUACGUCAAGAUUCAGCCGGGUAACUAUUACCCGGCUGAGCACGUCCAGAACCAAUAUCUUCUAUUAAAUGAAUGGGACAGUAAACAACGACAACGAGUACUGCGAAUUGACAAAGAUGAUGUUCAAGAUAGAUUGGGAAUGCAGGACAACCACAUGUCGGCGACCGGAAUGGAGCUCGAGAACUAUAAAAACGAGGAAUGGAUUGGAUCACACGAUGCGGCCACCACAACGUGA
This is a messenger RNA of Caenorhabditis remanei, 486 nucleotides long. RefSeq lists its product as uncharacterized. The transcript is spliced from 3 exons. The coding region runs from base 1 to 486 and encodes 161 amino acids. Lineage: Eukaryota; Metazoa; Nematoda; Chromadorea; Rhabditida; Rhabditidae. The record is from RefSeq and is a predicted model, not a curated record.